Messenger RNA from Syngnathus typhle (broad-nosed pipefish), 4523 nucleotides. RefSeq names its product netrin g1a (gene ntng1a). Lineage: Eukaryota; Metazoa; Chordata; Actinopteri; Syngnathiformes; Syngnathidae. The coding region runs from base 2656 to 4209 and encodes 517 amino acids. Gene Ontology annotation, molecular function: cell-cell adhesion mediator activity. The record is from RefSeq and is a predicted model, not a curated record. The transcript is spliced from 11 exons.
ACCUAAUACCACCUCCCUUUCCAAUAGGCAACCACUUUUGGUCAAAUUGGAACUUACCGUGACUAGCAUGUCAUCAUUCAUUUGGUGGGGACAAGCUAGAAAUGCCACAAUCCUCAUUUGUUGUCAUGGUAACAUCGAGACCUGCACAGACAGUGGUCCAAAAUAUUAGAAACUGUGUGUUGGCAACUGAUAGAUUUGUCUCGGGGCUCCUUUGGGGAAUCAGGUGCAAUCUUUCUAGACCAGUAAAUAUCAGCCAUUUGGCAAAAUUUGAUGAUUGUUACGCUAAGCAGAGAACACCAGAAAUUAUUUUGGAGAAUCCACAUCCACCUGCGCUCCCCCUUUUCUCCCACUGAGCCUCCACCCCGACAUUCCUCAACAUAUUGCUCCUGUUCAAUUAUUUAGUUGUUAGCCUGCUCGGGUCCCGAGCUGCAGGGAAAAGCUUUACCUGGCGAUUAGAACAGAGCUUGUCACUGGCGGCGACCUGAUAUCUCUGUUGUUGUCAGGGACUGGAGGAAGAUGACUUUUGCCACAUUAUGCAGGCGGAAAUGUCAUUACCUCAUUGCAGGCUCGUCAUUUGCAGCCUUUGGUUUCCCAGCGGCGGAGAGAAAUUGUGUGUGCUUGUGUAGAUAUGAAGAUGAGCUUGUGUGUGUGUGUGUUUGUGUGUCACCCAACACAAAUGCCACAAGCCCAUACAAUAGAGAACAGCACAUCCUGGCAAUUAUUGGUAAAACUAAUAUUUGAAAUGCUCACCUCUAUAAUAAGAAGAAAAAAUAUCUCAUUGACUACCUUCAUGCUAUUCCGAGAAAGCAAAUAUUUGACUGGAAUAUGACAUUUUUGAAUUGGAUGAAAAAUCCUAUUUAAAUCCGCUAGGGGUCACUCUUGAAGCAAUUCUACUUUUUUCUAUUUUUUUUUAAACCAACCUUGAUAUGGUGAAGUUGUUCAUCCAGUAUUUAUAAUAUGCACUCAUCAAAAUUUGAAUUUAAGUCACCUAGCCACUCAUAAUAUUCAAUAGGAAAGCUGCACUUCAAAUUCAAUUGUUACUCUAUAACAAUAUGACAACUGAGUUAUACUUUAUGAUAGUGUCUGUAUAUGUCAGUACAUUUUUUUUUAACAAUGCAAUAGUUUGUUCAAGGAAAUGCUGGUAAAGUAAUCUAUUUCCCCAGACUUCCUGUGUUCAUUAUAAGCUAAACACUUAGGGAGAAGAGCAAUCAAAAGUGCACAGUAAGCAUUGCCGCUGAUUUUAGCCCAAGAAAAGUCAAUCUGGAUUCCUCUCGCUGAUCUAUUAUGCAGCUAAAAACACACAGGACUAUUUGUUUUCUUGCUGGACUGUAUGCACUGCCAAUGUCUGUCCUUUCAGGCAUGGAUAUGCAAAUUACACUGGAGUUAUUAAUCACAGUGUCACAGGGAUUAUGCAAAUGAGGAGUAAAGACCGGGGAUGGAAAAAAAAAAAAAAAAAGAAGUCUUGACAUCAACAAAUUUAUGUUGGCAUUCACCAGAGGUGAAGUGUUAAAUUGUUGGCUGUGAUCGUGGUUAACUUUCGGUGGAAAAGGUUAAGUUUAUGUCAGGAGAUGUUUUGGGUCAAGAUAGUAGACAGCUAGAGUCUUCAUGAGCCUGUUUGUGAAUUAAUUUAGUUUUUGGUAAUCUCAUCCAACCUUCCCUUGUGUGUUGUUUUUUAAAACGUUGGUAUUUGGAAAAACGAACAGCAUAUAACCAAAAUGAUGAUGUUUUGAAACUAUGGGAAUCAAUUUGGUGUUUGUGGUUAAGCAAAGGUUUAGAAUCUUAACGUCUAUUAGCCUGUUUAUGGUGUUUCACGUGAUAAAUUAGCAUUAAGCUACCGGACUUUUGAUAAUGUUUUGAUUUUGAAAAAAUGAGCUGUCUGUUGUACCAUAAACUUCAAGUAGGAGUGACAAAUAACCUUGAAGCGAGCACACUUGGCCUCUUAUUUGCACAACUCUUUGGAAUGCUUUUUAAAAAACAAAUUGAAUUACUACCUUAAGUGUGUUUUAUUAAGUUCAAACGUAGACAUACAAUAGACAGACAAUACCCAUUGAAGCUCCUUUCUAUUGUCCCUAAUAUAACGGCGGCCCUCGCAAAUUGGAAGCAACACACAGGAGCGACGGCUCACCUCCCCCUGCAGCGUUUCCUCCCAACCUUGGUGGAUGAUUAUUGGCAGGUUUUGGGGCAUUGCUGCAAAAGAAAACACAAAAGUCAGAAGAAUCAUAAAAGAUGUGCAUUCCAUCCCCAAAGAAUAACUGAAAAUGACGACAGGCAUAUGGAACCAGCAAUCAACCUGACAUUGAAUAAGCCACGCCCCCUAAAUGGUUCAUAACCCAGUUCCAGACCGCCACACAAGACGAGCACAAUGACUGACAGCCAGACAAGCUGAGGAGACCUGUCACACAUUGUCUUAUCAACACGUCAAAGGGUUAUCUCCUCCUCGCCCCCCCCCCUUUUUUUUCCCCACUAGCCUCUCUCAAUCUCGCCCUCUUCUCAAUGGGCUGCUAACCCAAGAGACAUCGAAAUCGUGAAAAGACGCCUUUAAGUCACUGAGAAUCUCCCAAUUGCUGUCAGUGGAAGCAAAAGUAGAAGAUCCUUGUUUCAAAGUCUUCAUAAGGUGAUCCAGCUCCAAGUCGAGGAGCUGUGAGAGGACCAGUCAUGCUCCUCUACUUGGCACUGCAGGCGUUGUGGACUGGCCUUUGCCAAGCCGCCAUGCAGCACUACCCCGCGGCUUGGGGCCACUACGACGUUUGCAAAUCCCAAAUCUACUCAGACGAAGGACUAACCUGGGACUAUAUGGCCUGCCAGCCAGAGGCGGCAGACAUGACCCACUACCUGAAGGUCACGCUUGAUCCACCUAACAUCACCUGUGGAAAUCCUCCGGAGACAUACUGUGCAUUGGAAAACCCUUACAUGUGUAAUAAUGAAUGUGACGCCAGCACCGAGGAACUCGCCCAUCCUCCGGAACUCAUGUUUGACAUCGAGGGCCGCAACCCUACGACGUUCUGGCAGUCGACAUCCUGGAAAAGGUAUCCAAAGGCCCUCCUGGUUAACAUCACGCUGUCGUGGAACAAGACCAUCGAGCUGACCGAUGAUAUCGUCCUCACGUUUGAAUCGGGCCGACCAGAACAAAUGGUACUGGAAAAGUCGCUGGACUACGGACGUACCUGGCAGCCGUAUCAGUUCUAUGCCACGGAUUGCCUGGAUGCCUUCACCAUGGAGCCCAAGACGGUGCAGGAUCUGACCCAGCAUACCCUGCUGGACAUCAUCUGCACCGAGGACUACUCUCGAGGUUACGUGUGGAAAUACGAUAAAACCGUUCGCUUUGAGAUCAAGGACCGCUUUGCUCUGUUCGCCGGGCCUCGACUCCACAACAUGGCUUCGCUUUACGGCCAACUGGACACCACCAAGAACUUGAGAGACUUUUUCACCAUCACAGACCUGAGAAUCCGACUGCUCCGACCUGCAACUGGAGCUACGAUGGUGGACGAGAACAACCUGUCCAGAUACUUCUACGCCAUUUCGGACAUCAAAGUCCAGGGCAGGUGCAAGUGCAACCUUCACGCCAACAGCUGCGUGUUUGACAAAGAGAAGCUUAGCUGCGAGUGCGAGCACAACACCACCGGGCCCGAUUGCGGCCGCUGUAAGCGCAACUACCAAGGCAGAACGUGGAGCGCCGGCUCCUACCUGCCCAUCCCUAAAGGCACUGCAAAUAUAUGUAUUCCUAAUAACAUUGGUCCAGUUAUUCGGCCGAAUGUCUCGUCCCUAGGUGUCGCUAACCGAAAAGAAGUAGCUCCACAAGUUGCAUUGUCCACUGCCCCUUCAGUCCACGUUGCAAACCGCAAACGAGAGUGUAAAUGUAAUCCCUUUGGCUCAGUCAGUGAUCGCUGUAAUGGCACAGGAUUUUGUAUAUGUAAGGAGGGCACUACAGGGCCCAAGUGUCGCGAGUGUCUGCCUGGCUAUAUGUGGGACGAUGGCUGCAAAUCUCGGGUGUGCGACAACGAGCUCAUGCGCUGCCAAAACGGCGGCGAGUGCGUCGGCAACGUCCGUUGCAACUGUCCCUCAGCCUACAGCGGCCUGCUGUGCGAGAAGCCGCGCUGCGAGACGGAACUGGGGGGUUGUCGAGGUCCCAGUUCAGACCAGCCCCCCCUGAGGCCUCCUUCCUUUUUCGGGUUGCUGCCUCUGCUUCUUCUGGGCUUGGCGCUUCUCUAAAGAGACCUAGUGGGAGCCAUUAAACCGCAACACACACACACAUAGCCUUCACCCCACCGACCCAUCCCUCUUUCGAAUAACCGGCAACCAUUCAAGCAAAACAAUCAUGAGCUUUGUGGACUGUACUGUACCAGCUUCUUCUUUGAGCAGCCUCAGCGGACACUGAUGUGAAAAGGAAUGUGCCAGACUAACGAGUGCAAAAACAUCUUUUAUUUCUAUUCAAUAUCAAAGAAUAUAUACAAAAAAAAAAAUAAUCCAAUGUAUACUUGUAAAAAAAAAAAGAUGAUUUAACAAAAAAAAAAGUGCAAUGGACA